This is a messenger RNA of Loa loa (African eye worm), 933 nucleotides long. RefSeq lists its product as hypothetical. Lineage: Eukaryota; Metazoa; Nematoda; Chromadorea; Rhabditida; Onchocercidae. The record is from RefSeq and is a predicted model, not a curated record. Gene Ontology annotation, biological process: regulation of gene expression. Gene Ontology annotation, cellular component: MLL3/4 complex. Bases 295 to 933 code for a protein of 212 amino acids. The transcript has 6 exons. Gene Ontology annotation, molecular function: chromatin DNA binding; histone H3K27me2/H3K27me3 demethylase activity; RNA polymerase II cis-regulatory region sequence-specific DNA binding.
CAAGAUUAUUGGAUUACUUCCUAGAUUAAUAAAAAUGGUAUCGAGCAAUCGAUAGAAGCACAUGUUGAACAAGAUUUUGUGAAUGGUGGUAUCAAAAAGGAAAUACCAGCAGAUGGUGAUGCUGUAGCUUCUACUUCAUUAGAAAUUCAUUUGACUGAAAAAGGAACCAACAGUGACGAUAAAGAUAUUACGAAAGAACAAGCAAAGCCAAGGAAAGAAGUGUCUCCGCUACCUUAUUCGUUCUCGCUUACUGCUGAUGUUCGAGUACCACUCACAAUCACGGCAUCGGAGCUAAUGGAAAGAUGUAGGAAAAGAGUUGAUAAACCAAGUGAAUUUAUAGAAAUAUUUGAUGAACGAGUGAAGCCUCCAACUUUACCAGAAGUACCACAAACAGAGAAAUCUCUACCUGAGAAACUUUUACGACCAACACCUGUAAUUAUGGUGGAGUCACGAAAAGAAGCACAUAGUAUUGAGCUACAAAAUUAUUGUUACAAUAGUGCAAUUGCAUUGAUACGUGGUUUGACGCAGACUUUAAAGAUGGAUCUCUCACUUUUUUCAACGAAAUCUUUGUUGGAAAUUGCACCAAAUCAUGAGGUGGAAAUACGUUCUCAGUACAGGAUGCCUCCUGAUCAAAAUGUUGAUCAUCUUGGACAGCCAACAUGGAUAUGCCAUAGUACUCGUUCUUAUACCACUAUUGCUCAUUAUGCUCAAUAUCAGGCUCAGUCAUUCCAAUAUAGCUUGAAGGAAGAAGCCGAAAAACUUCGGGCAGCAAGUGCAAAAUAUGGUGGUAGUGGUGGUAGUGCUUCAGCAGAUGCCGGUAAUGGUUCGUUGAAACGCCGGCGUGCUACUGUACCUGAGGAAUCUCAAAUGCCGAUGAAGCUGAUCAAAUUUGGAACAAAUGUUGAUCUUUCGGAUGAAGUGAAGUUCAAGUAA